UUCAUUCAUUCAUCCUGGGAGAGAAGGAAGCCAUUGGCUCUGUCACUCUUGUUGUUGGGCAUCCUCCAGCCUGAUCCUCCCUCUGGUGCUGUGUCAGGGUGGCCAACACAAGGCUCAGCAGGACCCACAGAUGGAGAGAUCCAGCAGUCACCGAGCUUCAUUGUGGAGAAGGGGAGUUCAGUCGGUCUGCAUUGCAAGCAAACCAACAAGCAUGAUUAUAUGUAUUGGUACCAGCAGCACCAGCAGAAGGGACCUCAGCUUCUCUUUUACUCUCCACUAGAAAGUUUCCCUGUGACCAAAGAAGCCAAAUCUGACAGAUUUACUGCUGAUCGACUGCGGAAAGAAGACUUUUUCUUAAACAUCUCCUCUGUUGAGACAGAGGAUUCAGAUACAUAUUUCUGUGCUAGCAGCUCACACAGCAGUAGCAAGUUUCUUUGUCUGUUGACUAGACGGGAGCGUCAGGGUGUUGUCCUGGAUCUGGUGCUGUUCAACGUCUUUAUAAAUGACUUGGAUGAUGGAACAGAGACUGUGCUAAUCACAUUUACAGAUGAUCCCAUACGAAGCUCAAAUGCUGAGGUCAAGCAACCAUGGAGUCUGGUGCUUCCUGAAGGUGAAUCUGCCAGCCUGAUUUGCAGUCAAAGCAAUGACCAUCUCCGAAUGCUCUGGUACCGGCAGGACAGAGGGCAGGGACUGCAACUCCUCUUCAACUUCUAUAACAAAGAAGAGCAGGAGAAGGGCACCGUUCCCGACCGGUUUACAGCUGAGCAACCCCAGGAGAAGCAGUGCAUCCUGAACAUUUCUUCUGCAGAGCCGGGAGAUUCAGUUGUGUUACACACAGCAUUUCAAAGUGGGACAUAA
Sceloporus undulatus (fence lizard) is the source of this 858-nucleotide messenger RNA. Its product is annotated as immunoglobulin kappa light chain-like. NCBI's taxonomy places the organism in Eukaryota, Metazoa, Chordata, Lepidosauria, Squamata, Phrynosomatidae. The transcript is spliced from 5 exons. Gene Ontology annotation, biological process: cell surface receptor signaling pathway. The record is from RefSeq and is a predicted model, not a curated record. Gene Ontology annotation, cellular component: plasma membrane. The annotation marks the transcript as partial.